Messenger RNA from Ostertagia ostertagi, 762 nucleotides. The record is from the annotation of a GenBank genome assembly. NCBI's taxonomy places the organism in Eukaryota, Metazoa, Nematoda, Chromadorea, Rhabditida, Trichostrongylidae.
AAUGAGAAGGCAUUCUGGAACGCCGACGUCUCCGUGCAAGCUGACGUUGCUUCUUCUCUUGUUCAAAUUGCCAGUCACAUCGAAAAGACUGGCUAUAAGGUACCAUCUGACUGGAUUGACGAAUUGAGAAGGAGAGAAGAUGAAAAGGAGGCCAAAAACGCAUCGAAAGCCACGGAGGAGUUGGCACAUGGAUUCAUCAAUCCAUUAAACUUCCUCGCCCGCCUAGACAAGAAACUUCCUGAUGAUGCUAUUUUGGUGGCAGAUGGUGGUGACUUUGUUGGAUCAGCAGCAUACAUCGUACGACCACGUGGUCCAUUACAGUGGCUUGAUCCUGGAGCAUUUGGUACACUCGGUGUAGGUGGCGGAUUUGCACUUGGAGCCAAAGUGGUUCACCCUGACCGUCCAGUGUAUAUUCUCUGGGGAGAUGGGUCAUCUGGUUAUUCCAUUAUGGAAUACGAUACAUUUACUCGGCACAAGUUGCCAGUUAUUGGUGUUAUUGGUAACGAUGCUUGCUGGUCUCAGAUUGCUCGAGAGCAAAUUCCGAUGUUUGACAGCAGUGUUGCAGUUGACUUGGCGAGAACCCACUAUGAUAAAGUGGCAGCUGCUUUGGGAGGAUGGGGCGUAACGAUUGAUGCUGAAAAUGUGUCAUCUACUGAAGAAAUUCUAGAGGAAGCUCUGCGUGAAAAUCGUCAGGGCAAAAGUGCUCUACUCAAUGUACUUAUUGGCAAAACGGACUUCAGAGAGGGUUCAAUAUCAGUGUAG